Messenger RNA from Rhipicephalus sanguineus (brown dog tick), 769 nucleotides. RefSeq lists its product as uncharacterized. The coding region runs from base 198 to 638 and encodes 146 amino acids. The record is from RefSeq and is a predicted model, not a curated record. Gene Ontology annotation, biological process: symbiont-mediated perturbation of host defenses. The transcript is spliced from 5 exons. Gene Ontology annotation, molecular function: amine binding. NCBI's taxonomy places the organism in Eukaryota, Metazoa, Arthropoda, Arachnida, Ixodida, Ixodidae.
GAGUCGAGUAGAGCUGUGCCGUGUACGUUAUUGCUGAGUUAUGUGCGUCCUGCUAGACGUAUACUGACUGUGUUCAACGAAACAGCUAGGGUCACACGGACAUCGAAAGAUGAAAGACACAGCUUACAUGCGGGCUGCUCGGGGUGGCUCUACUUUUCGCAGCUGUAACUGGAGCAAAAUGCGAAACGGUGGACGCUAUGAAGAUGAUAGGGUACUUUCGCAACAUGACGGCCAUCUAUGCAACUACAGCUACGGCAGGCGACGUUCAACUAGAAUGCCUGCACGCGCAACUGACUGAAUACGACUUGGAUGCUGGGACAGGCACGUAUCUUUGGUAUGUGAAGGAUGCUGAUGGGAACGAAAUGACAAUCACCCACCAUAUGACCAGAGGAAAUUCGUCCGAUGAAGUGACUGUGGUUGGUUCAAGUGAUGCUGACAAUCCUUUUACCGCAACGGUUCCUUACACUGACUACAGAAAGUGCUUUGUUCUGAAAAGUGGAGACCUCGGAGGCCAAUGCAUGCUAUGGGUCAACAAUGCGUUUAAAGACAGCUACCCUCGGAUGUGUGUAAGAAAAUACAAAAAAUACUGCGAUGGUGGAGUCUUGAUCUACGACAAACAGACUUGCGCAGACCAGUAACUUGCAUAGAAAGCGUCCCAAUCAGGUACCUGCAUCCUCGGCACUUAAAAAGCACCAAGGAUCUUUCGGCGUACUAUGUCUCUCAAUCGCACAUGUACGCGCACGAAGAGAAAUAAAUUUCAUUGUGAAUC